Toxorhynchites rutilus septentrionalis is the source of this 1140-nucleotide messenger RNA. RefSeq lists its product as uncharacterized. The transcript is spliced from 2 exons. The coding region runs from base 146 to 1063 and encodes 305 amino acids. Gene Ontology annotation, molecular function: nucleic acid binding; zinc ion binding. The record is from RefSeq and is a predicted model, not a curated record. Lineage: Eukaryota; Metazoa; Arthropoda; Insecta; Diptera; Culicidae.
UUCAUGAUAAAAGAAACCAUGUUUUAUAAUAUAAAUUUAUAAUAAAAACAUUUGUUCAACUCAUUUUGUUUCGUUUUUUCUCGAUCGGUUUGAUUAACGAGCUUGGAAUUGCAGUUUACCGUAUUUGUUAUUCGAACAAUUUGAUAUGGAUUCUGAGAAUCAUUUCCCGUUAGAUCCAUUCAAUGAUGCCACUGAUGCCUCCAAUCUGCGUCGUGAAUGGGAGGAAUGGCACCGCUCAUGUGAAAUCGUUCUGGAGCUGAAGAAGAUCGAAUCUCAGCACGAAAAGCUUCUUUUUCUGCUGGCUCGGGGAGGUAGGGGCCUACAAAGAAUUUAUCACCACCUCGCACCCGUGGCGGGAGAAAUCCAUCCAGAGCCGGUGAAAGUUCCGUUCGCUCCACAAGACGCUCCGGAGUACGACAAUGCUAUCAUGCGCCUCAACGCCUUUUUCGUGGGAAAACGUAACGAAAGAGUAGAACUGGAGGUUUUCCGUUCUCUCCGCCAGGCCGCAUGCUGCAAUUUUGGUGAGCGUGAGGAGAAGGAGUUACUACAACAAAUAACUGUCGGUGCGAUGGAUGAGAGAGUGCGAGAUAAAGGUCUCGAAAGUACCCUGAAUCUGGAUGAGAUCGUGAACUAUGCGAUUAACCGCGAGGUUUUAUUGAAGCAGAAAGUGAAAACGCAUCCAUUUGGAUCCGAAAAUGGAGCCGUGGCAGUGGUUAAGCAAGAAUGGACAAAGAAGGUGAUGCCAAGGAGUGGAUAUUCCACACGACCGGUUCAGUACGAGCGAAAAUCGGAUGGUAGAGGAAGAACAGAAUGUAGCCGGUGUGGAUCUUGGCGGCACCAACGAGAAUCUGAAAACUGCAUUGCCCGAAAUACUACAUGCCACAGCUGCGGCGCUGUGGGCCACUUUGCAAGAAAGUGUACAGCUAACCGGAAUAAGUCAUUUAAAGCUCGAUACUCAUGGAAGAGAGCGGAAACUAAUGCUUUGCGAGAUGGAAAUAAUCAAAGCCCGGGAUCUGGAUAUCCAUUACGACGCGACGAACAUAAAUCUUCAGAGGUAGAAUGAGUUCUUCAUUUUUGCUAACUAUUAGUAUACAAACUGUAAAAGUUAAAUCUUGUCUAAUUAAACGAUGAAUAAAUAAG